CUCAGCUUCCAAAUCCAUGCCACACCCAUCGUGUGUGUGUCCUCCCACUGCCUCACCGCAUCAGCAACAGCAACAACAACAAAAACAACAACACGAGGUCGCAGGUCCUCCUUGCCGUCUCACUGACAGACUGGUGUCCGUGAAGGCCGAGACACCAGGCCCUGAAAGGCGUCAUUUUUCCUUCACUGACCCAUUCACACGACAGAAACCCUGGAACCGAAACCAUUCGAAAACGCACACACACACACACACACACACGCCAUGUCUUCUCCGUCACUGGCCCAGCUGAGGCCGUGCUUCGUCUGGAUGGUGGUGGUGGUGGUGCUUGUGGCACAGCUGCUGAUCCUGGAAGUGGCGAGUGAGCCCCCACAAGGCUUUACAGACUAUGAAAACACAGAAUUUGGCAGUUUCGACUUCACCUGCCCUCAAAACUCCAUCCUUGUUGGUUUCUACGCCGAACCAGUUGGCGUCAACGGUGAUCGCAGAUACGCCUUCAAAUGUGACACGCAUGCCGUCGUCGAUGCUUCGGUGAUGCCCAGGCAACCAUCAAACCCUCGAGACACCGUAAACCAACUCUGUGAUGACGGCCCCAUGGUGUCGGUGACCUCCCAAUACAACGGCCCGGCGCGGGAUCGCCAAUUUUUUGUCAUGUGCGCCAUCAUCGACAGCAACAUUUACAACAUGAAGAACUGCAGGACCGAGAACAACGGCAACUUCCUGAACACAGUCGGAGGCACGGUCAGCUUUGAAGCAGCAAGCGACCGCUACAUCAUCAAGUUGGAGUCACAGUAUGAUGGCGCAACCAUGGACAGACGGUGGAAGAUCGAGACGUGUGCACUGAGCUGCAAGAAUGGAGUUGCCCUCACAGCCAGACACUGCCCUUUUGAUGCAAGUCGUAUUCAGGUGACAUACGAUCACCCACCAGAAGUGGGCACGAUGUCGACGUACACGUGCUCGGCUGAUGGUUUGCAACCGACCAUUGUGUUCCGGGGUGACGAGUACAUAGGCAGUGAUCCAUCCUUUACGCCGAGCACCCUGUUUGAGGGCGACCUGCACAUAUCGUGCUACGUGGAUGACCUGACGGGCCCCGUGCAGCGCGACUUUGAGUUUGCGGUGUGCCAGGUGUCGGAGCAGUGUGACACAGGCUUCUUCCUCAGCGGCGACUGCAGUGAAACGACACAGUCCGUCUGCAGCCCAUGCACUGACUGUGCCAUUGGGGAGCACGUGGUGCAAUCGUGCACUCCCGAGCAACCGCGCACGUGCACCGCUUGCGAAGAGGGCAAGUUCUCUGUUGACAUCAACCAGGACGGUUGCCAGGUUUGCAGAGUGUGCCCCGAUGGCCAAUAUGCAACGGGCGAGUGCAGCGUGUCAUCCAACACGCCGUGCGAAGAUCACACGACCUGUGGCCUGGGCCGCUUUAUAUGCGAUGCCGGCAACGCUUUCAAGGACAACGAGUGCUGCACUUGCACGGAUGGCAAGUUCCAAGACAACCCAAGCAUCUUUGCGGAAAAGUGCACACCUGUGAGCACGUGUCCUGCGGGAACGUACAUUGAGGUUGCUGCCACUCCUUCGUCGAAUGUCCAAUGUGGCAGUUGCAUGCCACCAUUUCAAUACUCGACCGAGGAAAACCAGGAGGAGUGCAUUGACACGCUUGUCUGCUCGUCCACGGAGGUGGAGACGGCUGCUCCGACAUCCACCACGAACCGCGAGUGCGCACGUUGCAGCUCAGGCUAUGCCGACCAUGCCAUCAGCACGACCGACUGCAUCGCGUGGACAGAGUGCCUUCCAGGGGAGUAUGAGGUUGCGCCUGCGACAUUCUCCAGCGACCGCCAGUGCAUGGGGUGCUCCGCGACAGAAUGUCUGCCUGGCAGUUUCGCUUCCACCCUCUGUGGCGGCACGCACGACAUUGAAUGCGAGGAAUGCACACCGUCAUGUGACACAUCGGAGUUCAUUGCUGCGGAGUGCACGCCAACAUCCGACAUUCUGUGCCUGAAUUGCAACGAGGCGGACUGCGACGAUGGCCAGUUUGCGACGUGUGAUGGUGUCGACGCCAUUUGCACAACUUGCGUCAGGUGUGGGUUCGGCGAACUGGAGACAGCUCCCUGCACCAUCUCCACGGACCGCGAGUGCCUCAGAUGCUCCGGAGACGUGUGCCCACCCGACAAGUACCUCACUGGCGGGGACUGUGCCAACCCAACAUGUACCAACUGCACGGUGUGUGACCCCGACACAGCGUACCAGUUUGCUGAAUGCAGGCUGGAGGGCAGUCCUGUGGCGGACACCGUGUGCCUGUCACUGUCGACGUGCACAUCUGGUGAAUCGUUUGAGCUGCUUCCGCCCACGCCCACCUCAGACCGGAAGUGCGUCGGCCUGCUGUUUUGUGACCCUGAUAGUGAGUUUGAACUCUUGCCGCCAACAGCGACGACCAAUCGCGUCUGCGUCGAGUGCAGCCAGUGCCGCGACAAUGAAUACAUCGGCACGCCCUGCACCCUGACGUCGGAUACAGAGUGCAACCUGUGCUCCGUGUGCCCCGUUGGCUUUACUGAGACCAGGACAUGCCAACACAACGUGAACACCCUCUGCGAAGAUAUCACAAAGCCUGUGAUUGUCACAGACUCUACUCCCAUCAUUGUUGAGCUUGGGACAAACUACAACGGAGAAGGCAUCCGUGCGACGGAUGCCGUGGACGGCGAGCUGCCUUUCUCAGUGGAAGGCCUUGAUGUUCGACGCACGGGGUCCCAAUCAGCCAUGGUCGUGGCGACAGAUGCAGCCGGCAACAGGGUGGAAGUGCUGGUCCCCUUCGUCAUCCAGGACACCACGCCACCAAGCAUCGCCACGAGCGUGCCAAGCCUGUACGUCGUACCCUUGUCCGAGCUCCCCGCGUUGCGAUCCGGACGGCGACAGCUCUUCUCCUUUGCGGACUUUGAUCUGCAGUCGACAAGCGUCACCCCAGCAGUGGAAACCCUCCCGCCAGGCACCCACGCUGUGUACGCCAGUGCGGCUGAUGGCAGCGGCAACACGGCGCACGCGCUGGUGACCGUUGCCAUCCCAGCGGACGACGAGAGCGCGUUUGUGUACACACAGCAGGACGUGCUUGUAAGCAAGGCGAACGUGACUGCGGGCCUUGCCACUGACGCGUUUGUGAUUGGUGUGCAGACGCUCUUGAGCGAGAUGCUGGCUGGGCAGGACGUGACCGUCGUGGUUGUGGAUGAGCCCGAGGGUGGGCUGAUCCAAGACGGCAACGGAAGCGGCGGCAAUGCGCUGUCCAACGGCGGUGCAGAUACCGAAUCGAACGGCAGUGACGAAGGCACGGGUGGUGACCAGCGCACACGCAGGGCGCAGGCAGACCUGGUCGCAGUCACCAUACUCAUGGUGUUUUGGGACAACAGCACAUUCGCCUGGCUGCCUCCUGAGGAUGUGCUGGCGCUGUUGCAGUUUGACUCAUUUUCCGUGCAAGGCGUCACGUUGUCGCUUUCACGGCUGCCGAUUCAGGCCGGUCCUGCCACAACGACUGCGCCCAACAUGACGACCACGGGUAGCUCCACGACCAACACAGCGGGCACACCGGCACCUUCGCAGUCUGGGCUGGCGUCUUCCCAGAUCACCAUCAUUGGUGCGUGUGCUGCAGCACUCGUCGUGGGUGCCGUCAUCGCUGUUGUUGUUAUCCGCAAACGCCGCAACGCCAACGACGAUGGCGCCCCCUCCAACAACAAGAAACGAAAGAAGAAGCACAGCGUACAGGCACCGGACAACACCGUGCACACGAUACAGAACCCAGUGUAUGAGCCUGAGCGAGGCAGCGCGUUGCUGACCUCUGGUUACGUGGAGCCGGAUCGGGCAGACCAGCAAGGGGUGUACGCGGAGGCGGCGUUCCCAUUUGGCGCACCAACCGGCGGUCAGCAGGGCGGGGACCGGUUUUAUGAGGCGCCCGUGACAUCGACCAAGGGCCUGCCACAGAAGCAGAGCAGCAACACAAAGGCUGUGCAACGCCAGCUGGAGUCAACCUAUGUCGAGAGUCCCUUUGGCAUGCAGGUGGAGUACGGCACGCUCAUGUCCCCGCCAAUCCUCGACAGCACCACCCACAACAACAACAACAACAACAGCAGCAGCAGCACCACAGAUGGUGAUGACGACUUGUACGAGCAGCCUGUGACAAAUUCGGAGUAUCUGGAGGUGGUUGAAGGCGACACCUUGACCGGCAGCGGCCAGCCACCCCAAGCCGAGUACGAGCAGCCAGAUGGGUUUACAGACGCCAACUAUGAAACUCUGGAAGAGUCACGCGGCAGAUCUCUCAUGGACAACAUUUUCAAGUAGUCUGCGUUUGUGUUUGUGUGUGGUUGUGGCUGUGUUUGCGCGUAUUGUGUGUGUGUAUGUGUGUGUGUGUGUGUGUCUGUCUGUCUGUACAAAGCACUUGAGACUCUGACACUGGUUGGUCGGCCGUUUUCUUGACAAUUUGUAUAUGUUGCAUGGUUCUUGUGCCUGCCACAUUGUUGUGGUGUCUCCCAUCUCUGCCCGCG
Salpingoeca rosetta is the source of this 4517-nucleotide messenger RNA. RefSeq lists its product as uncharacterized. Gene Ontology annotation, molecular function: protein binding. The coding region runs from base 262 to 4314 and encodes 1350 amino acids. The transcript is spliced from 11 exons. The record is from RefSeq and is a predicted model, not a curated record. Lineage: Eukaryota; Choanoflagellata; Craspedida; Salpingoecidae.